This is a messenger RNA of Mercenaria mercenaria, 885 nucleotides long. Its product is annotated as oligosaccharyltransferase complex subunit ostc-like. The record is from RefSeq and is a predicted model, not a curated record. The transcript has 4 exons. NCBI's taxonomy places the organism in Eukaryota, Metazoa, Mollusca, Bivalvia, Venerida, Veneridae. Gene Ontology annotation, cellular component: oligosaccharyltransferase complex. The coding region runs from base 47 to 496 and encodes 149 amino acids.
AAACCUCAUUUCCGGCAGUUAACUUCCGGGAUUUGCCACAUCAACAAUGGAAUCGCUAUAUAAUAUUCCAUUUACUGUUUUACAAUGUCCUCACUUGAGGUUAAAGAAACCAUCAUGGGUUAAACAACCUUCUGCAAUGACAAUGUUUGCUAUUGUCUUGUUGUCGUACUUCCUUGUUACCGGAGGCAUAAUUUACGAUGUGAUUGUUGAGCCUCCUAGCAUCGGAUCCACAACAGAUGAACGAGGAAAUUCUAAACCUGUAGCAUUUAUGCCAUACAGAGUAAAUGGUCAAUAUAUAAUGGAAGGUCUAGCGUCUAGUUUCCUGUUUACCCUAGGAGGCCUUGGAUUUGUUAUACUUGACCAAACAAAUUCACCAGUAAUGCCGAAGCUGAAUAGAAUUCUGUUAUUCUGCGUAGGAUUUGCAUCGAUUCUCAUUUCAUUCUUUAUGUGCAGAGUUUUCAUGCGAAUGAAAUUGCCAGGAUACCUCCAGUCAUAGAGAUGUCUAGCCAGUAUCCCAUCAACUUAGACCAGAAAUAUAGAGACAUAUAUUAUAGUUAUUUACUUAACAGCUUUAAUCAGUUUUCAUCUGUUUAUAAGUAAUUUUUUUCACAAAUCACAGUAGACAUUUUUGAUGUAAUAAUUUUGUAAAAUUUUAAGAAAAAUAAAAAGAAAAAUCAACGAAAUUCCAUGAAUAUACUGUACAAGGAUGUGAAAGUUUUACUAUCUUUACAGGGAUAGAAAUUUAUUUGCUGAAUAUGUUUUAUGGCUGUGUGAAUGUAAUUUUUCCUGCUGUUCUCUCGUUGAAUGUAGGUUAUAUGUGUUGUCUUUUACAUAAAAUUCUUAUUGUAUUAAUGUUAAAGACAAAAUAAAAUAUGUUUUAUAUAU